AUGACGUCUGUCACCACUCCCCCGUCCCCCAAAACACGUCAAAAGCCCGAAGCCAGUCGCAGCAUACAGAACGUUGCCUCUCCCUGCGGAGCUACUGUUGCCAGUGACGACUACGUCUUGUCCGCCGAGCGACCCGACGGCCCAUCGCGCAAACCAGGAAAGAAGCAGGCCGCAACAAUCAAGAAGGACUCAAUCGAGUCCAAGACCUCGAUGAAGGUGCACGCGACAACUGAGGAAACGAGGAAUCGAAAGAAGGGAAAAGAGAAGGCAAAGCUUGACAUCGAACAAGACAUCCCUGCCGGUCAAUGUCACCACAGAGAUGAGCCUCGUCACAGCCCUCGCAAGAUCAAGCCAAUGAGAAGUGCUCUCAAAACGCGGGUCAUGGCCAUCCCGAGAUCCAAGUCAGAGACCUCUCCGCGUAUGACGGGUGCUCUAGGAAACCCCAAACAGAGUGAAAAUCACAAAGUCGUCAAACGCAAGAAGGAGGUCGACAGGGAUGGAUCACCCAAGAAAGCUCGAAAGGAUCCGAUGGAGGUGACGCUUCGCACAGUUGAAAUGGUUGGCCGGCUCUCGACGGGUGACCUCAGUUACCCCACGCAAGGAACUCGCAACAACCAAGUCACUCCUCAGCGAGACCCUCCGAAGAUCCAGGAUACGCCGUAUCAUGAUGAGUCGGAUAGCGCUGAGGAAUUCGACAUCGACUCGCCGCCGCCUUCUCCGCCAAGGCCAGUUCAUCAAGGCGGCGGUCGAUACGCACCGGACCAGCUUCGCCGUGUAGCAUAG
This is a messenger RNA of Colletotrichum siamense, 783 nucleotides long. RefSeq lists its product as uncharacterized. The transcript is spliced from 4 exons. The record is from RefSeq and is a predicted model, not a curated record. NCBI's taxonomy places the organism in Eukaryota, Fungi, Ascomycota, Sordariomycetes, Glomerellales, Glomerellaceae. The coding region runs from base 1 to 783 and encodes 260 amino acids.